Penicillium verrucosum is the source of this 1359-nucleotide messenger RNA. RefSeq names its product CRAL/TRIO domain protein (gene sfh5). Gene Ontology annotation, biological process: regulation of exocytosis; Golgi to plasma membrane protein transport. Lineage: Eukaryota; Fungi; Ascomycota; Eurotiomycetes; Eurotiales; Aspergillaceae. The transcript has 2 exons. The coding region runs from base 1 to 1359 and encodes 452 amino acids. Gene Ontology annotation, cellular component: plasma membrane; cortical endoplasmic reticulum; cytosol. The record is from RefSeq and is a predicted model, not a curated record. Gene Ontology annotation, molecular function: phosphatidylinositol transfer activity.
AUGCCGGAUACUGCUGGUCAGAAUGCGCCCGUGGCGCCCGUUGCGCCCGUUGUUCCUGAGAAGCGUGAAGAAACCGUCGAAGUAGUCGAUAAGCCCGUGGAAACUCCCGUGACUGCAGCCGAAAACACUGAGACUGCAGCCAAAGCUGAACCUGCCAGUGACCCAGCCAAUGAGGACGUGGCUUCAAAUGAGGCUACUGUCUCCACCACUGCCAUUACAGAGUCCGAAGUGGCCAAGCCCGAAGAAACCAAGCCCGAAGAACCCAAGGUUGAGAAGCCAGCUUACCUGAGCAAGAACCCGGCGUUGGGCGAGUUGUUUAACCGUCUGCCAACCAUCCUCGGAAACAUUGGUCACACUGAGAUGUGGGGAGUGCCUCUCAAGGACAGCGACGAUAUUCCCACCGUCAACGUGUUGAUCAAGUUCCUGCGUGCAAACGAAGGCAAUGCCAAAGCCGCCGAGACCCAGCUCAGCAAGGCACUCCAGUGGCGCAAGGACGUGAAUCCGCUAGCAUUGGCAGAGUCCGCGAAAUACAGCGCCGCCAAAUUUGGAGGCUUGGGAUACCUGACCACCUAUGAGGAGAAUGGACGGCCCUUGGUGUUUACUUGGAACAUCUACGGAGCCGUGAAGGAUAUCAGUGCGACAUUCGCGGAUACUGAUGAAUUCGUCCAGUGGCGCGCCGCUCUCAUGGAGCUCGCUGUGCAGGACCUGAAGAUGAAAGAUGCUACCGAGGUCAUUGAGUACGAUGGCGAGGAUCCCUACCAAAUGAUCCAAGUGCACGAUUACCUGAAUGUCAAGUUCUUCCGUAUGGACCCAUCUGUCCGUGCCGCAACAAAGAAGGUCAUCGAAGUGUUCGCUACGGCAUACCCAGAGCUCCUGAGUGAGAAGUUCUUCGUCAACGUUCCCGCGAUCAUGGGCUGGAUGUUCACCGCCAUGAAGUUUAUCCUGAGCCGGAACACCACACGCAAGUUCCACCCGAUCACGAACGGCGCCAACCUGGCUCGCGAGUUCUCUGCUUCGAUUGCCGAAAAAAUUCCGAAAGUCUAUGGUGGAAAGGGUCCGGAGCUGAAGGAGAAUGCUAGGUCCAUCCCACUGGUUGAGGGCAAGGAACAGGAGACCAAGGACAAGGGCAAGUCUCCCGAGCAGCCUACUGUUGCUGAGCCCACCAAGGAGGCCGCGGUUGCGAAGGAAGAACCCUCGAAGACGGAGGCUGCGAAGAAACCCCAGGAGGAGGCGCCAUCGAAGGAAGAAACUCCCAAGGUGGAGACAGCCCAAGAGGAGACUGCUAAGGAGCCCACCAAAGCAGAUGUUCCCAAGGCUGAGUCUCUGAAGGAAGAGCCUGCGAAGGAUGGAGCCCAGUAG